Frankliniella occidentalis (western flower thrips) is the source of this 1065-nucleotide messenger RNA. RefSeq lists its product as uncharacterized. NCBI's taxonomy places the organism in Eukaryota, Metazoa, Arthropoda, Insecta, Thysanoptera, Thripidae. The coding region runs from base 1 to 690 and encodes 229 amino acids. The record is from RefSeq and is a predicted model, not a curated record. The transcript is spliced from 7 exons.
AUGGAUCUGAUCAAGGAGUACGGAGGGGACUCCUCCGUUGAGGAUGAAUUACUCGUGCGCGACCUCUCCUUAGAGGAGGACAUCAAUCUGGAUUGGCUGGCAACUCUAGGAGCAAGGUUCAAGUCAUCAGCUCUAAUUGGAGAGAGAGUCUCCCCUCUACCUCAAGAGCAGGUCGUGGGGACGAGAAACCUCCAGCGAUUAAGAGGCGUCGUGGCCCUGGAAGACCACUGGGUUCAAAUAAGAAGCUUGCAAGACCACAUCAAUCUUAUGCCUCAGAUUCUGAGGAUGACCCUAGCUCAGUCCAAGUCUCCUCUGAUUCUUCUUGUGAAGAGAAUGCUCGGGCGAAGAAGCCCACAACUAACCAUUCCAAGUCGAAGUCAGCAGCUGCUUUGCCUUCCUCUGUCAAGAGAGGUCCUGGAAGACCUAAAGGAUCAAAAAACAAGUCGAAAAAGGAACAAUCAUGUGCCUCAGACAAUUCGGGGCUGUCGUGUCACAUUUGUAGAGAGGGCCGUGAUGGUGGGGCAUUUUGUCUUACCGAUUGUGGCCAUUUAUUUCACAAGAAGUGUUGAGAUCGUUGGAUUGCGACGUCUAGCCAGAAGUAUAGGACUCACAAAACGUGUCCAUACUGCGGUGGCACCUUCCAAAGCAGCAUCCCGUUUUAUGGGUAGGUUGUACGCUGUUUGGACUUGAGUUUCUCAAGGUUUGGAAAUGCUUUGUAUAUCAUUGUAUAUAAUUUUAAGUUAAAUUUAAGUUGACUGUGGAAUCAGAAUCGGAGUCAGAGUGACAGUGGCUAAGAAAUAUUCGACAUUUGCCGAUUUUAAUAACUGUUGUCUGCUGUUUGGCAAUGCUUUUCUUAUUGUGUAUAAUUUUAAUUUAAUAAGAUAUUAUUUGAGAUGAAUGUGCUGUGUCAAUUUGGCAUCUUUUCUAGCUUUUUAUUAGUUAGUACUCUACUUGUAUUUGUGCUGUCAAUUUGGCAUCCUUUGUGCUUUUGAAUAGUACUUGACAUGUGUAUUUUCAUGAAUUUCAUUAUGAUGUAAUGACUAAGGUUGAUUAAAUUUUAUGACC